Molecule: messenger RNA, 1938 nt
Organism: Suillus paluster
Lineage: Eukaryota; Fungi; Basidiomycota; Agaricomycetes; Boletales; Suillaceae
Product: fimbrin
Exons: 8
Coding region: 1-1938 (645 amino acids)
Biological process (GO): actin filament network formation; actin filament bundle assembly
Cellular component (GO): actin filament bundle; cytoplasm; actin filament
Molecular function (GO): actin filament binding
Source: RefSeq, a predicted model, not a curated record
AUGGAGGCCAUUAGACUUCAAAAGAAAUAUCCAGAAGUAUCAAAAGAUGAAAUGUUUGAUCUUGUAAAUCGCUUCAAUGCGAUCAGCACCAACACGCCAGGUCGCGUUGACAAGAGUACUGUUCUCCAAGCGCUUCAGAACAGCGGGGAAUCGUAUGAUCAGGCUCGAGAGACUCUUAAACAUGUCUCUGUCGAUGCCAGUGGCAAAGUCGAGCUCGAAGACUGGGUGGAGCUCAACGUCAAACUGCGCACCCAAACCAAGGCUGCCGUCCUUCCUACACGGGCAGGAAAAGUCACUGUCAAAGGCUCAAACGCAAAUGUCAGUCAUACGAUCAACGAAGACGAGCGCACCGAAUUCACGAAUCAUAUCAACUCGGUCAUCGAAAACGACCCAGACAUCGGCAACCUUUUCCCAAUCCCUACUUCAACGAUGCAAAUCUUCGAGGAGUGCAGGGACGGUCUCAUCCUCUGUAAACUUAUCAACGAUUCCGUCCCAGACACCAUCGAUACACGUGUACUGAACAAGCCGACUGCACGAAAGCAGUUGAACACAUUCCAGAUGACGGAGAAUAACAAUAUCGUGAUCGCAUCUGCCAAGGGUAUUGGAUGCUCUGUGGUCAAUAUUGGCUCGUCUGAUAUCGCGGAGGGGCGGGAGCAUUUGAUCCUUGGGCUUAUUUGGCAGAUCAUCCGACGGGGAUUGCUCGCCCAAGUCGAUAUCAAAAUCCACCCUGAGUUGUACCGGCUGUGCGAGGACGGCGAGACCAUCGACGAUCUCCUACGGCUGACACCAGACCAAAUUCUCCUUCGCUGGUUCAACUACCAUUUGAAAGCAGCAGGGUGGAAACGGAGAGUCAACAACUUCAGCCGUGACGUCUCAGACGGCGAGAACUACACCGUGCUCUUAAACCAGCUCAAACCCGAUCAAUGCUCCCUCGCACCCCUCCAAACCAAAGACGUCAGACAACGCGCAGAGCAAGUACUUCAAAACGCCGAGGCCAUCGGCUGUCGCAAGUAUCUCACGCCUUCAUCCCUCAUCUCCGGUAACCCUCGUCUCAACCUCGCCUUCGUUGCGAACCUCUUUAACACCUGGCCUGGCCUUGAGCCCCUGGACGAACAAGAAGCUAAAGAUUAUGGCGCCGUUGAAGACUUUGACGCAGAGGGAGAGCGUGAAGCACGUGCUUUCACGCUAUGGCUCAACUCCCUCGGCGUCGAGCCAGCAGUGUUCAACCUAUUCGAGAACUUACGAGAUGGCCUCAUCAUCCUCCAAGCUUUCGACAAGAUCUCGCCUGGGUCUGUAGUAUGGCGUCGCGUCUCGAAGCCCAAAGGUGGGGCACAAGCUGCGCCCCCGACAAUGCUUGACGAAGAGGAGCAGCAAGAUAUCGGUGUCACCCCCAACCAAAGCACUCUCUCCCGCUUCAAGCAAGUGGAGAACACCAACUACGCGGUAGAGCUUGGGAAACAGAACGGGAUGCACCUCGUCGGCAUCCAAGGCGCUGAUAUUGUGGAUGGCUCCAAGAAGCUCGUUCUGGGUCUUGUGUGGCAGUUGAUGAGGUUAAACAUCACAAAGACCCUAAUGGCGCUCUCUAAGACCGGAAAACCCAUCAGCGACACAGACAUGCUCAAAUGGGCCAAUACAACCGCACAACAAGGCAAAUCUGGCGUACGACCCAUCCGAUCGUUCAAAGAUCCAGCCAUCACCACUGGAUUAUUCUUCCUCGACCUUCUUGAUGCGAUGAGACCGGGUAUCGUGGACCCCUCUCUGGUGAAUAAUGUCACCGAGAGCGGUGCUUAUGAGGAUCGGAGGCAGAAUGCGAAAUUGGCCAUUUCAAUCGCGAGAAAGAUGAACGCGCUGAUUUUCUUGGUACCAGAGGAUAUAGUGGAUGUUCGCCCGCGACUUAUCUUGACGUUCGUUGGUAGUUUGAUGAGCAUUUCGCAGUGA